AGUUUGUGUCACGUGCCGCGCCGCCGCCCAAUCAGCGCCCGCUGCGCGCUGGCUCGCGAUUCAAACAGCGGCUCGGAGGGUUCACGCAGGUCCGCGGUGUCGCCACCGCCGCCACUGCCGGGCAAAGGCCAUGGAGCCCCGCAUCGUGGGGCCCGGGCCGUACCGGGCCACCAAGCUGUGGAACGAAACCAUUGAGCUUUUUCGCACUCGGAUGCCAUUACGGAAACAUCGCUGUCGUUUCAAAAGUUACGAACGUUGCUUCACAGCGGCUGAAGCUGUGGACUGGCUGCAUGACCUGCUCAGGUGCAAUCAGAACUUUGGCCCCGAAGUGACCCGCAAACAAACGGUGCAGCUGCUAAAAAAGUUCCUGAAGAAUCAUGUUAUCGAAGACAUCAAGGGCAAAUGGGGUCAGGAAGAUUUUGAAGACAACGGUCACUUAUACAGAUUUCCUCCCUCCUCACCACUGAAACCAUAUCCAAAGAGGCCCCCAUAUCAAAAGGAUACUAUUAAAUUUCCAGAAUGGAAUGAUACCCCACCAGGCGUGUCACAAGAAAACAUCCCAGUUAGGCCACUUGUGAUGAAUUCUGAGAUGUGGUACAAGCGUCACAGCAUUGCUAUUGGAGAGGUGCCGGCUUGCCGCCUUGUCUACCGCAGACAGCUGACAGAGGCCAAUGUAGAAGAGAUAUGGAAGUCUAUGACAUUAUCACAUUUACAGAAAAUCCUUGGUCUAGAUUCCUUAGAAGAAGUUUUAGACAUUAAACUUGUCAAGUCCAAGUUCAUCAUACAUAAUGUAUAUAGUGUGAGCCAGCAGGGAGUUGUUAUCCUUGAUGACAAAUCAAAAGAACUUCCUCAUUGGGUACUGUCAGCAAUGAAGUGUUUGGCAAAUUGGCCUAAUUGUUCAGAUUUGAAACAGCCUAUGUACGUGGGAUUUGAGAAAGAUGUCUUUAAGACCAUAGCAGAUUACUAUGGUCACUUGAAAGAGCCUCUGCUUACAUUUCAUCUUUUUGAUGCCUUUGUCAGUGUUUUAGGUUUGUUACAGGAGGAGAAAAUGGCCAUUGAAGCAUUUCAGAUUUGCUGCCUCCUCCUGCCACCUGAAAAUAGGAGAAAGUUACAGCUGUUAAUGAAGAUGAUGACAAGGAUCUGCUCAAAUAAGGAGAUGCCGCCACUUUGUGAUGGCCUUGGCACCCGAACACUGAUGAUUCAGACAUUUUCCCGAUGCAUCUUGUGCUCCAAGGAUGAAGUGGACUUGGAUGAGUUAUUGGCUGCUAGGUUGGUGACAUUUCUGAUGGACAAUUACCAAGAUAUUCUUAAAGUCCCUUUGGCCUUGCAGACCUCCAUAGAGGAGCGUGUGGCUCACCUACGAAGAGUGCAGAUAAAAUACCCAGGAGCCGACAUGGAUAUCACUUUAUCUGCUCCAUCAUUUUGUCGUCAAAUUAGUCCAGAGGAGUUUGAAUACCAAAGAGCAUACGGCUCUCAGGAACCUCUGGCAGCUUUGUUGGAGGAGGUUAUAACAGAUGCCAAGCUCUCCAGAAAAGAGAAGAAGAAAAAAUUGAAGCAGUUUCAAAAAUCCUACCCUGAAGUCUACCAAGAACGAUUUCCCACACCAGAAAGUGAAGCACUUCUGUUUCCCGAAAAACCAAAACCAAAACCACAGAUGCUUAUGUGGGCUCUAAAAAACCCUUUCCAACCAUUCCAAAGAACUAGAAGUUUUCGGAUGUAAUACUUCCACAGCCAGUGCGAUCUCUGGGUGGUGAAAGAGGGUGGCAUGGAAGAAAGAGGAGCAGAAAAGACAGGCUGCUGAAAUAUAAAUGUGGUCUGACUUCAAAACAUGCUGAGUUGCCCAGCCGGUAUGGCUCAAUGUUUGACCUAUGAACCAUUAGGUCAUGGUUCAAUUCCCGGUCAGAGCAUAUGCCUGGGUUGCCAGCUUGAUCCCCAGUGUGGGGUUAUGUAGGAGGCAGCUAAUCAGUAAUUCUCAUCAUUAAUGUUUCUAUCUCUGUCUGAAAUCAAUAAAAAUAUAUUAAAAAGACAUACACCAAAAACCAUGUUGAGCCAUUAUCAGUAUUUUUCUAAAACUCAUUGCUAGAUUUAAAGUAUACAAAUCAGUUAAACAUUAUGAAAUAUUAAUAUGUAGUAAUGUUAACAUGUUUGUAAUUAUUCAAAAUUUCAAGGCUAUUUUUAUUUGUAGUUUUUCAUGGUGUUUAUGAAAUAAUUGUGUGUACAUCCUAUUACUGAUGUCUUUGUUAUAACCAAGUCUUAGAAAUAGUGUAUAUACUUGAAUAAGAAAACACUGGGUACUGUUACUGUGAUGCCAUCGACUUAAUAGCCAAUUAUGAUAGCUCCUGUGUAAAUUCUUAUUUUCACUGUUUCACAAAGAGUCUUAAAUGUCAUGUGUUAUGAUUUCUGUAUCUUUUAUUGAAGGUUUGUUGGCUGCUAUGACAGAUUUUACUAAAGCUGGUUUUUUUAUAACAUA
Pipistrellus kuhlii (Kuhl's pipistrelle) is the source of this 2470-nucleotide messenger RNA. RefSeq names its product DEP domain containing 1B (gene DEPDC1B). Gene Ontology annotation, biological process: intracellular signal transduction; positive regulation of Wnt signaling pathway. The record is from RefSeq and is a predicted model, not a curated record. Lineage: Eukaryota; Metazoa; Chordata; Mammalia; Chiroptera; Vespertilionidae. The transcript is spliced from 11 exons. Bases 131 to 1720 code for a protein of 529 amino acids.